Messenger RNA from Cynoglossus semilaevis (tongue sole), 3623 nucleotides. RefSeq names its product serine/threonine-protein phosphatase 2B catalytic subunit alpha isoform-like. The coding region runs from base 322 to 1803 and encodes 493 amino acids. Gene Ontology annotation, molecular function: calmodulin-dependent protein phosphatase activity. NCBI's taxonomy places the organism in Eukaryota, Metazoa, Chordata, Actinopteri, Pleuronectiformes, Cynoglossidae. The record is from RefSeq and is a predicted model, not a curated record. The transcript is spliced from 14 exons. Gene Ontology annotation, biological process: calcineurin-mediated signaling.
AGAAAAAACAGUUGUUUUUACACCACUGUGUUCAGGUAUAAAGGUUCUACAGCUUAUUAUUAACCGGAAGUUAUCCGGAAGUUACAGUAGAAUAUGAGCGUCGGCGAAGUUCAAGUAGCAUUCACUCUUUUUUGGAAAAACGUUAACAAAAAACAGUACCAAAAGAAGUGAUAAAACUGUUGUAAAACUUGUUUUUGGACCAAGGAGUUUUGAGCUGGGAAGAACCAACAAACAGAACCCGGGGGUUCUCCGGAGACCAAGCGGAACAGGGUGAGGUGAUUACAGGCAGCCGUCCCCUUCCCCCUGAGCCACCGUCUCACCAUGAAGGAGGUGUUCGACUGUGAAGGGAAGCCCCGCGUCGACCUCCUGAAGGCCCACCUCACCAAGGAAGGUCGCGUGGAGGAAGCUGUGGCUCUGAGGAUCAUAGACGAGGGCGCCACCAUCCUGCGACAGGAGAAGACCAUCCUGGACAUCGAGGCUCCAGUCACAGUGUGCGGAGACAUCCACGGACAGUUCUUUGAUCUGAUGAAGCUCUUUGAAGUUGGAGGAUCACCAGCAACCACGCGGUACCUGUUCCUGGGGGACUACGUCGACCGCGGCUACUUCAGUAUUGAGUGUGUUUUGUACCUCUGGUCUCUGAAGAUCCUUUAUCCAAAGACUCUGUUUCUACUGCGUGGAAAUCAUGAAUGUAGACAUUUGACUGAAUACUUCACCUUCAAACAAGAAUGUAAAAUCAAAUACUCGGAGCAGGUGUACGACUCGUGUAUGGAUGCGUUUGACUGCCUCCCUCUGGCUGCACUCAUGAACCAGCAGUUCCUGUGUGUCCACGGUGGACUCUCACCUGAAAUACACACCUUAGAUGACAUCAAAAAGUUGGAUCGAUUCAAGGAGCCCCCCGCCUUCGGCCCCAUGUGCGACCUGCUGUGGUCUGAUCCUCUGGAGGACUUUGGUAACGAGAAAACCCAGGAAUAUUUCAGCCACAACUCAGUCAGAGGCUGCUCCUACUUCUACAGUUAUCCAGCUGUGUGUGAGUUCCUACAGAGCAAUAAUCUACUGUCAAUCAUUCGAGCUCAUGAAGCACAGGAUGCUGGUUACCGGAUGUACAGGAAGAGUCAGACCACGGGGUUUCCCUCCCUCAUCACCAUCUUCUCAGCACCAAACUACCUGGACGUUUACAACAACAAAGCUGCUGUCCUGAAGUAUGAAAACAACGUGAUGAACAUCAGGCAGUUCAACUGCUCCCCACAUCCGUACUGGCUGCCAAACUUCAUGGACGUCUUCACCUGGUCUCUGCCCUUUGUCGGGGAAAAAGUCACAGAGAUGCUGGUCAACGUGCUGAGCAUCUGCUCCGACGACGAGCUGAUGAACGACGAAGACGAGAUCUUUGACGCUAACGCAGCUGCAGCUCGUAAGGAAGUGAUCAAGAACAAGAUCCGAGCGAUCGGGAAGAUGGCCAAGAUGUUCUCAGUCCUCAGAGAGGAGAGUGAGAACGUGUUGACGCUGAAGGGCCUGACCCCCACUGGCAUGCUGCCCAGCGGGGUUCUCUCUGGGGGCAGACAGACGCUGCAGAGCGCCACCAUUGAAGCCAUUGAAGCCAUCGAGACACCCGACGAGGACAGAGAAGCCAUCCGCGGGUUCUCGGCCCAGCACAAGAUCUCCAGCUUCGAGGAGGCCAAAGGUCUGGACCGCAUCAACGAGCGCAUGCCACCUCGCAGGGACGGCGUCAACCACGUGGGUCUGUCCAUGGGAAAGAUGAACAUGUCGGAGGCGAACGGCACCGACGACAACAGUAACAUCCAGUGAUGUGCUGCCUGAGCCGGGGGUCGUGCCGCUGCACCACCGCGCAGCAAGACUUUGCCAAAUCUGGAAUUCAGAGCCUGGGAGUUUAGAGACCAACACAGACUCACAGACAGAACACAGAACCUGCAGCCGGAUCUCAAAAAAUAGGGUAAAAAAAUAAAUAAAAAAAAGUCACUUGUUUCAUUACAGAGGUUGAACAGUGGGUGUCACUGUGGUGGUCCUGGAGGGGGAGGGGCCACAGCAGAAGGACUCCCACCCUGAGACUUGAACCUCCCCCCCUGCCUGCAGUUCCCUCCGUCGUUUGAAUCACAGACUUUAUAGUCGGAGGCCGAUCGGUUCCGAGCACUGACCAACGGCGGCUUCUUCAUUUCAGGGCCUGACACAGGACACAGCUGCAGUAACCAAUCGGUUCUAACCACUGUUUUCUAUAGUGUUUAUGAAGGAACUCACUCACAGUUUCACUCCUGGAGGACGACCGUGGUAUUACAUGUUCCACUAGUAUUACCGAGUCACAGCGUCUGCUCCGCAACACUUUCACUUCUGUGGUUCGGUUCCCUGGGGUUCAAAGGGGCCAUCAACAUGUAUGUGUGUGUGUGUGUGUGUGUGUUUACAGCUCAGUCCAAACCAACAGAACCACUGCAGUCACACCACCCUGAGGGUAGGUGUCACUGUUUUCCAGUUCUCCUCCUUUCUUCACCUCCUUCUCGUCAGUCAUCUCCUCGCAGAGACAAUCUUGGAGGGGAUGAGGAGAGACAGGAGGGAAAGUCCAGGAGCAGAACUGGAGAAGUGGGACAUCGUGCUCACGGUUGAAUUCCUUCACAUCAUCUGUGACGUGUUUGAUGAUGAUGCUCAGCUCCUGGUCUGGACCUCAGCUCCUGGUCUGGGCCUCGGCUCCUGGUCUAACCCGGUCACAGUCAGAUCAUCGUGUCCUUCAGUGGAACUUUACCUCACGACUGUACAGACACUGACCCGUCCACCUGCUGGAACUCUCCUCCAACUGAAGGACGCUGUGGACGCUGAUUGUUUGGAUUUUUUGUUUUUUUUGUUUUUCACUUCUGUGUUUUAACCGCCUACAAAACAGCGUCAGCGCCAUCUACAGGACCAGAGGGUGAAGGAGAAGAAGUGACUGAACUCUGGGACGUCGUCUGCUGCCACUAACUACCUGAUUCCUUCUGGAGAAGGAGGUUUGAGUUUUUGAUGAUACACGGCUACACAGAGUACUUUAGUACGCAGUACAAUGAGAAGGAAAUUCUACAAAUUUGUGUUUGCUUUUUUUUUUUUUUUUUUUGCAGCUCAAUAGUAUUUUGAUGUUUGUGUAAAACACAGGUUUAAAUUAAUCCGGAACUGAUUUUUACUGCUGCCAGUCGUGAAAUACCACACAUUUUUUUAAACAGUUAACUUUAAAGUACUUUUUCUAUGAAAAGUACACGUUAAUCAGAGAAAUGUUUUCCAAUCACUGAAGAGUGCCACAACACUGUGACUCAAACAUCCAGACAUCAAUUAAAGGUCAGGUAUGCAGGAACUUUGUGUACACUUCCUUUCCUUCCCCUGCAGGGGGUGCUAUGAAUGUAGCUUAAAUGCUGGUGUGCAGUGGGGGGGCUUUUUUUUAGGCCAUGGACCCUAAACUGAUGAGGAGGUGGAGCAGGACGCCCCAGCUGUACAGAAUGUCCCUGAAUGUUGACGUUAGACGAAGAUGAAGAUGAAAAUGUUCUGCCUCUAUUUAUGUCCUCGCUACAAUAUAUUGGCUUCACAGGAAAAAGAUUUCUAUGAAAAAAUAUAAAACCUGUCCUGACCAAAAAUUUUUUUCUGAUUCUGCCAAAUUU